This is a messenger RNA of Carlito syrichta (Philippine tarsier), 1265 nucleotides long. It is a transcript of the gene RNASEH2B, whose product is annotated as ribonuclease H2 subunit B. Gene Ontology annotation, cellular component: ribonuclease H2 complex; nucleoplasm. Gene Ontology annotation, biological process: RNA catabolic process; ribonucleotide metabolic process. The record is from RefSeq and is a predicted model, not a curated record. The transcript has 11 exons. Lineage: Eukaryota; Metazoa; Chordata; Mammalia; Primates; Tarsiidae. The coding region runs from base 145 to 984 and encodes 279 amino acids.
UUUCUAACAAGUUCCCAGGAGAUGCUGAUGCCGCGCGUCUGGAGACCCUGGAACCACUGCAGCGAGGACCAAGGGGUUGAGCUCUCUUGGUGGUGGUCCAGAAUUCAGGGGAGUGCAUAAUAUUUAAAAGAUGCUUCAAAGAAGAUGAAAAGUGGUCUUAUGUUUGUAAAACUGGUUAGCCCAUCUUCAGGAGAAGGAGCCCUUUACUUGUUCAACAUGUGUCUACAGCAGCUGUUUGAAGUAAAAGUUUUCAAAGAAAAACACCAUUCUUGGUUUAUAAAUCAAUCGGUUCAAUCAGGAGGUCUUCUCCACUUUGCCACCCCCAUGGACCCGCUGUUUCUGCUCCUCCACUACCUCAUCAAGGCUGAUAAGGAGGGAAAAUUUCAGCCCCUAGAUCAAGUUGUGGUGGAUGACAUGUUUCCAAAUUGCAUCUUGUUACUGCAACUUCCAGAACUUGAGAAGUUACUUCGCCAUGUGACAGAGGAAAAAAAAAUAGACAACAAGAAAUAUUACAAGUACAGCAAAGAGAAGACAUUAAAAUGGCUGGAAAAAAAGGUUAAUCAAACUAUGGCAGCAUUAAAAACCAACAGUGUAAAUGUUGGUGCCCGGGUCCAGGCAACUGCAUUUUUCUCUGCUGACCAAGCUUCUAGUGACAAGGAAGAGGAUUAUAUUCGUUAUGCCCAUGGUCUGAUAUCUGAUUACAUUCCUAAGGAAUUAAGUGAUGACUUAGCUAAAUACUUAAAGCUUCCAGAGCCUUCAGCUUCAUUGCCAAAUCCUCCGUCAAAGAAAAUAAAGUUAUCAGAUGAGCCUGUAGAAGCAAAAGAAGAUUACACUAAGUUUAAUACUAGAGAUAUGAAGACUGAAAAGAAAAAUAGCAAAUUGACUGCAGCUCAGAGGGCUUUGGCUAAAGUUGACAAGAGUGGAAUGAAAAGUAUUGAUACCUUUUUUGGUGCAAAAAACAAAAAAAAAAUUGGAAAUAUUUGAAACUUUGAAAAUGACAUCUAGCAAAAAUACUUGCUUUUUACAUGUUUCUUUUUCAUCAUCACCUUUUGGGGGUUGGGGGGAAAAGACGACAAUUUUUAGAUUCUCUUGAACAUUUCUUUGUGUCUGAUUUUUUUUUUUGUUCCUAAACAAAAUAUGGGAAAGUAAUUGCAUCACUUCAUGGCUGUGACCUUUGGAGUCCCUUUUGACAUAAUAAAAAGUAAUCAAGUGAAUAGAAUUAACAUUGUGUCACGAUUUCCUCAAUAAACUGACCUGUGACAAUA